This is a messenger RNA of Humulus lupulus (European hop), 2936 nucleotides long. RefSeq names its product serine/threonine-protein kinase PBL35-like. Bases 1238 to 2566 code for a protein of 442 amino acids. The record is from RefSeq and is a predicted model, not a curated record. The transcript is spliced from 6 exons. Gene Ontology annotation, biological process: protein phosphorylation. Gene Ontology annotation, molecular function: ATP binding; protein kinase activity. NCBI's taxonomy places the organism in Eukaryota, Viridiplantae, Streptophyta, Magnoliopsida, Rosales, Cannabaceae.
CUCUCUUCUCUCUUUUCUCUUCUCUUCCCUUUCCUUCUCGUUCUUCCCCUUCUCUCUCGUUCUUCUUUUUCUUUUUCUUUGGUAAUGGUAAUGGCGUGAGACUAGUAAUAAUGAUAAGAGACUAGAGCUUUUAGGACUAGUAAUGGCCUAGAUUUGGUGUGCUGGUGCGACAAGGGAAGACACGGAGCUUGUUGGUGCCUUGUGUGAUGGAGAAGGAGCAAAUCUGGUGUGCUAGUGCGACGGGGGAGGCCAUUUUCGUCCAAACCAAAUAUGGUUGUCUUUUUUUUUUUAUUAAUUUUCAAUUCAUCGUUUUAGAGCUUAACUGUGAGAUUGUGUUUGAAUUUGACGUUUUAGAGCUUGAUUGUGAGUUUUUGUUUGUUAAGAUUUUGGGUUGAGCAAUGAGAAGACGAGGGAAGUGCGAUGAGUUUUUGGUUUUAUGGGAUUAGGCUUGAAAUGUAAUUAAGUUUAAUAUUUAUAUUUUUUUUUGAGAAAUUUUUAAUUUUAGGAUUUUAAUAAUUAAAUAUAUUGAUUUUUUAUUUUACUUGAGUUUUUUUUAAUUUUACUAAUUUGUAAAACUAUGGGUAUUUUAGACGUAUGUAAUGAAAAUUUGACUAAAAUUGAACUUAUAUAUUAUUUUGUUUCAUUUUAUAAGACAUAAAGUCCGAAUUAAUAAAACAUGGAAUAGGAUUGGUAACUUUUUCAACAACAAAGAUUAGAAAAGAAGUGUUUACCCUAAUAAUAGUUGUAUUCUCCUUGCGAGGAGUCCUCUAAGUUUUAGCCUAUAGAACAAGUAUAUAUCUUAGUUUUUAGUGAUCUUUUCACAACUCCAAACUUUUUAUAUUAAAAGAGUUAUUAACCGAUUUUCAUAUAUCUGAAUGACUAAUUAAAACCUUUUAAAAAAAUGGAUUAAUAAAAAAUAUGAAAGAAAAAAAUGGUUAAAUAUUUACUUUUGUUUUUAGUAAAAUUUGAGUAGAGUAAAAGAGGUGAUUGGUGAGAGAGAGAGAGAGAGAGAGAGAGGGGAGCCAACCCCACACAAAAGGUGGUGGGAAAAAAGUUCUUUUUGUACACACUGCGAUGAUGGCCAUGAUGAUGCCUGCAAUCUCCAACAGCAGCAGCAACACCAAUACCCAGCACCACCCAACAAAAAUCUCUUCUUCUCUUCUUCUCUUCUAUACCCUCUUAACCAUGGCUAAUCUCUCUCUCUUUUCACUUCUCUUUACCUUACUCAACUACUUUUAUGGCCACUGCCCAUAAAAGCUUGCAACUUGAUACACCUAUGGCCACCAAGUGCGGUUGCUGGUCUGUCCUUAGACGCAGCGUUACAGGUGCCUGCAACUCUUCUACUUCUAAAGACUCUCCUAACACUAUCCCUCGUACUAGCCUUGUUUACGACGCAGCCACUGAGACACGUUAUCUAAACGCAAGCAACCGAGAGCUAUGCCCCCCUAAUGAAGCUCAUCUAUCGUCUGAUAACCCCAAUCCACCACCCUCAGACGAGAAAUACAAUUGCCAGCUGCUCCAAUUCUCUUUCCAAGAGCUAAAAUCCGCAACCGGGAACUUUAGGCCUGAUAGCAUACUUGGUGAAGGUGGAUUUGGAUUUGUCUUUAAAGGAUGGAUAGAGGAAAAUGGGACAGCUCCGGCGAAACCCGGCUCAGGAGUUACAGUAGCUGUUAAGAGCUUAAAGCCAGAUGGUCUACAGGGUCACAGAGAAUGGGUGGCCGAAGUUGACUUCCUUGGACAGCUUCACCAUCCUAAUCUGGUUAAGCUUAUUGGGUAUUGCAUUGAAGAUGAUCAACGGCUGCUUGUUUAUGAGUUCAUGACUCGUGGGAGUCUUGAAAAUCAUCUUUUUAGAAGAAAUAUACCUCUUCCAUGGUCCAAUAGGAUUAAAAUUGCACUUGGAGCAGCAAAAGGAUUGGCCUUCCUCCACAAUGGUCCAGAACCAGUCAUUUAUAGAGAUUUUAAGACAUCCAACAUCUUGCUGGACUCAGAAUACAAUGCAAAGCUUUCAGAUUUUGGUUUGGCUAAAGCUGGGCCACAAGGAGACAAAACACAUGUUUCUACGAGGGUGGUUGGGACAUACGGUUAUGCUGCUCCAGAAUAUGUUAUGACAGGACACUUGACAUCUAAAAGCGAUGUUUAUAGCUUCGGAGUAGUGCUACUUGAGAUUUUAACAGGAAGAAGAUCAAUGGACAAGAAAAGGCCUAGUGGGGAACAGAACCUAGUGGCAUGGGCUCGGCCAUACUUAGCUGAAAAGAGAAAGCUUUACCAACUAGUGGAUCCUCGGUUGGAACUGAAUUACUCCCUUAAAGGGGUACAGAAGGUCUCUCAGUUAGCUUACAACUGCCUCAGUAGGGACCCUAAAUCCAGGCCUAACAUGGAUGAAGUUGUGAAGAUUCUGACUCCAUUGCUAGAUCUCAAUGACCUUGCUAUCUUAUCUUAUCACACCCGUUUAUCUCAGCAAGGGAGACGCAAGAAGAAAUCUGAUGGAACUCAGCAGAUCACAUACACACAAUCCAAAAGCAUAAGAGACUCACCAAGGAAUCCUGGAAAGCAGCAAAAAAGAUGAAAAGGGCAGUCAAAAUCCAUUCUCUUGGCUGGUUCAAAUACAUCAAAUGAAACAAAGGUUGGGACUUGAGAAUUUAGAUUAAUUACUCCUUGGUUUAAUAGAUUGUGUGAAGAGAGUAUUACAAGCUUGUAUAAUUUUUUUGGGUGUUUUGAGAUUUGUCUGAGAUAGGGGUCAAUGGAAAAGGAAUGCUGCAGCAUUUUCCUUUUUCUCUUUAGACCCUUACAUUUAGAGAGCUAACCAUCAAUUGGAACAUUGCUCACGAUUUGCCUGUGUUGUAAUUGAGAUAUAUCUCUUGUAAUUAGAUGAAAACCUUUUCCAUUUUCAUAUUUUAUUCUACGUGAAUGCUAUCAUAGUUUUUGAGUUCUCAGCA